Molecule: messenger RNA, 1507 nt
Organism: Cucurbita maxima (winter squash)
Lineage: Eukaryota; Viridiplantae; Streptophyta; Magnoliopsida; Cucurbitales; Cucurbitaceae
Product: vinorine synthase-like
Exons: 2
Coding region: 182-1480 (432 amino acids)
Source: RefSeq, a predicted model, not a curated record
AAUGUCGCAUCAUAAUUCACAAUUCUUCAGUCAAAGGUCAAGCGUUGACUAAUUCAUUAAAAUUUUACUUUAUAUAAUCAGCUUCAACUUUCCGUAGCUUUAAAUAAAUUUGUAAAUAAUUACCCAUUUUCCCGUAUAAGAACCGCCAUAAUCUGUUCCAAAGCUUCUGUAUUCAGAGAGGAUGGCGAUCGAAUUAAUUCAGGUGAUCGCCGACGAAAUAAUCUCGCCGUCUUCUCCAACUCCGCCGUCGCGCAGAAACCUCAAGUUUUCGCUGCUCGACCAGAUUUCGCCGUCCAAUUAUACUCCGAUCAUCUUCUUCUAUGCCGCCGUUGAAAAUCCCGGGGCCGAUCGGUUUUCUGGAAGUCGUCAGUUGAAGAAGUCUUUAUCGGAGAUUUUGACUCUCUUCUAUCCUUUCGCCGGAACUUUGUCAAGUGCUGGAUAUUCCGUUGAUUGCAACGACAGAGGCGUUGAGUAUUCUGAAGCACGAGUCGGUUGCGAGUUAUCGGAAGUGGUGGAAAAUCCUGAUUUCAAAGUCCUUCAUCGGUUGCUGCCGUUUGAGCCUUACGCCAAUUCGGUCGAACCGGAGAUCGGAAGAGAUGUAAUUCUCGCCGUCCGAUUGAAUUUGUUUGACUGCGGCGGAGUGGCGAUUGCUCUGUGUAUCACUCAUAAGCUCGUCGACGGAUUCUCCGCCACCGUAUUUGUCAGAGAGUGGGCAGCCAUCAAUCGAGGAGAUAGCGAUCAGGUUUCGGAACCCUUAUUUGACAGUGCAAAGUACUUUCCGCCGAAGGAAAUUCCAGGAUUGAAGAGAAGCAAAGUUGUUCAAAACGACAAGAUCGUGACGAAAAGAUUCGUGUUCGACAAAGCAAACAUAGCCGCACUCCGGCACGAGGCCGCCGCUGGAUCUCUGGAGAAGCCGCCAACGAGAGUGGAAGCCGUUUCAGCAUUCUUAUGGAAGCGAUUCAUGGAGAUAAAUCCACAUUCAGAACAAGAAAAAGUCUUCGCCGCAGUCCACGCCGUGAACAUACGCGGCAAGAUGGAUCCGCCAUUACCGCCGAACUCCUCCGGCAACCUCUGGUGGUUCGCCAUCGCCGUCGCAGAGACUGAAAUCGAAAAGCGACAUCAAUACUUAGUGAACCAGAUAAGAAACGCAAUAGAAGAGAUCGACAGCGAUCUCGUGAGGAAGUUACAGCAUGCCGGCGUGCCGUCGCAUAUGUGGAGCAAGAUGGGGAAACACGGGCACGCGGCGGGCGGAGAGGUGGAGUUCUGCAACUUCACGAGCUGGUGUAGGUUUCCGGUAUAUGAAGCGGACUUUGGGUGGGGGAAGCCGUCGUGGGUUUGCAGUCCGAGCCGGCCGUAUAAGAAUGUGGUGGUUCUGAUGACAACCAGAGACGGCGACGGGAUUGAGGCUUGGGUAACGCUCAAGGAAGAAGAUAUGGAGUUAUUCCAACGAGAUUCUGAGUUGCUUUCCUUUACAUUUUGAAAGUAUUAAUAUUAAAACUUUUUACAA